This is a messenger RNA of Cooperia oncophora, 243 nucleotides long. The record is from the annotation of a GenBank genome assembly. Lineage: Eukaryota; Metazoa; Nematoda; Chromadorea; Rhabditida; Trichostrongylidae.
AUGGAACAUUAUCAGAAAAAUUCCGGCAAGCUCAACAAGUUCACAUUCGCUUUAACGAAUCCGAUCAAAUUACAACCAUGGGAGUUCUUACACACUGAUGUGAAGCAAGGUAAUUUGCUAGGAACGGGUGCAUUUGGCGAAGUCCGAGCAGGAACGCUACAGUUAAAAACUGGUGAAACUGUCGAUGUGGCCAUAAAAGUUGUAAGUUACAAAAGUUCAAAUGUUCGGGAUAUUUUUGGGUGA